This is a messenger RNA of Neocloeon triangulifer, 2798 nucleotides long. RefSeq lists its product as uncharacterized. Gene Ontology annotation, biological process: macroautophagy. The record is from RefSeq and is a predicted model, not a curated record. Gene Ontology annotation, molecular function: ubiquitin binding. Gene Ontology annotation, cellular component: phagophore assembly site. The coding region runs from base 10 to 2277 and encodes 755 amino acids. The transcript is spliced from 11 exons. NCBI's taxonomy places the organism in Eukaryota, Metazoa, Arthropoda, Insecta, Ephemeroptera, Baetidae.
UUUGUUUUGAUGGUGACUAAUUUAUCGCUGACUGGAUGUAAUCUUUGUUUCUCUACUAUAAAUAAUCAAGAGUGCAGCGAUUGUCAGGGAUUUCGCAAGUCGGCUCGAAGCGCGAUCAUGGCCGGCGAGUACGGCUUUGUGCAUUACAAGCGGCAAUUCAACUGGGUUAGCAGCGACAACAGCUACCUUUCCAUCCAGCAGGAACCUGAUUUGCCCCUGUUUACUGCAGCUCCGAGAUGUCUGGCCGAGCUACGCAGCCAUUGGGCUUCCGAAGCAGCCCAAACCCAGAAGGUUUUGAGGUUCAGUUGCGUCCACGAAACCAGUACAGGAGCAAAGCAUGAGUGGAGUCUGGACUCGGAGGACGCGUUCAUUAAUGCCUUAAUGCUGGUUAAUGCUGGAGAGAAGGUGAUUUUGACAGUUGAUACAGCAAGUGACACAACUUCCUCAGAGUCAAGUGGUUCGUUCCUGCCGAGUGGCAGUGGCAUGGAUAAGAAGCCCCCUGAGUGGUUCCUUUGUUACAUGAAAAAAUUCAGAGCUGAACUCAUGGAGGAAAUAGGUCAGGUGAUUGAUGAGAAACUGAGCCACAAGCACCAUCGCCACCAUGGUCCUAAACCUGACCACCAUCACGGUCCCAAACACGAACAUCACCAUGGUCCGAGACAUGAUCACCAUCAUGGUUCGAGACAUGGAGCCGUUCACAAAGAGAUGCUUUCAACAGCAGACUUCAAGUGCAUGAAGAUUGAGAGGAAACUUCAGAAGUUGCAAAGCAAGACACAGAAAAUGAGCCUCGAGUUGGAUGACGUUCCGGAGACUUCGCAAUACAAGCACAAGGGUGAAAGGAAACUUGGCCGCUUGAGCAGGAAGAUGGAGCAGUUGGAAAGCAAACGUUGCCACAUCAUGGCCAAGAAAGUCUCCAGGACGGUCCUCGAGCCCCGCGAGGAGCCCACGGCCUCCGCUCCGGUUUCCAUGGAGCCGCAAAUCAUGCCUAUGGAAAGUUCCAACAAUUCAUCCAUUGAGAAUGAACGACCUGCUCGAAAGUACGACGCUGCAAUUCUGACCGAAAAUAAACCUGUUUUGGAGAGAAAGUUGGACAACGGAAGCAUCUUUUCAUACCAGUGGGUGGUCAGGAAUGUUGGAGAAUUGCCUUGGGAUGAUAAGACGGAGAUUCGUCUUGCUCAUGCUUCUGCUGGAAUGUCUCUAAGUGAGCACACCAUACCUGCACCAAAACUGCAGCCUGGAGAUUGGGACAAAAUUGUCAUUUCAUUUGAAGUUCCUGCCCGACCUGGACUUUACGAGUGCUACUUCCACUUUUUCCAAAAUGAAGACCGGUUUGGCCAGGUCCUGCGGUGCUCCUUCUCUAUUGAUCCCAUUCAAGGUGAGAAAGAAGUUGCGAGCACACCUGUGUCUAGUAACACACUAACUCAACAUCCAUUUGUCAAAGAAAUCCAAGAGGCAAAUUUGGCAGGAAGCGUGAUUCAAGAGAAAGACAAGGGAGAGUACGAGAGUGAUCUUGACGAAGAGGAUGACGACGAUGAUGACAGCUCCUCAGACUCCUCCGACUCAGACUUCGUACAUGUGGACGUCCCAAUGCCACAGUGUUAUCAGUACCAAAAGGACAAAGACGAUGAUAAAGUAGAAAAGGAAAGUAACCCUUCCUUGCCAGGUGAAGAAGCCUCUGCACUGUCCACUGUGUUGAUUCCCUCGCUUCGCCCCGAACUAUCUCUGAAUCCGACAGACCAGUCAUGCAAAACACCACCCACAACGCCUAGAGAGGCAGAAAGUGAGGCAGAUGAACCUACUUCGGACACAACCUUGAUCAAGUACCCGAUGCAUGAACUGAAGGAUAUGGAAAAUCGACCCGUCUUUCCGAAACACUCUCAGAGGGUGGAUGAUGCGGAGAGGGAAUCUUCGCCCGUCCACAUUCUGCCUGAAACAUUGGUGACUGGGGCUAUGAAUGUGGCAGCCAAGGCCUACAGCAGUGCCGAGGCCAUUAUGAGGAGCUUGCAAGGCUCCACAUUGUCAUCUUCUACAGCUUUUUCUGCUGCCCACGGAGCUGCUUUCCUUGGGCCAGAACCAUCUCCACGAACAGCCCCUGUCCCCACUCCCCGUGCUGUUUCUGAAGAACCUACUGACCCACGAACGCAAAAUCUGAUUACUCUGGCUGAUAUGGGAUUCUUCGACGACAGACUUAACGAGCAAUUGCUGGACCGCUACAAGGAAAAUCUGCAGGAAGUUGUGGCUGAGCUCAUUCUUCGCCAGGGAAGAAGUGCACGCUAAGGAUGGAUUUUCUUUUGGGUUUAACUUUUAUAAAAUAACAGCACAGCUCUGUCAGCAGAUAGUAUAUUCGAUAUUAUAGAAAAAUAUGAGUUAGUUUCAAACUUCCUGUAUACUUAGUUUCAUGAAGCAUUAGCAUUACCCACAGAGCAUUACUAUGAUUUUUUAGAGCAGGGAUGGCUUCAGUGAUAACAGUUUCCCCAAUAAUGUAAUCAUUAAGCUGCAUACACACAUUCUUCAAUAGAACUUGGUGCAUUGCUUAUAAAUGUGAUCGAUACCAAUUUUGAUUGAUACACUAUUUUAAGUUUAUUUUUCUGCUAUUUUAGAUGUUUUCGUUAAGGUUUCUUCGUAUUAUUUUAUUGUCAACUAACAAAGAGGGUUAUAAACAGGUUCAACUACAAUAAUGUUAGAACAAAAUCACUGCAUAACAUCUAUUUGUUUCAAUACUUACUUAGAAUAUAACUGAGGAUGAACAGUGGAAAGGAAUCACCGAAAUAAAUAUUGAGAAAAUGAAAGUAAACAUU